Molecule: messenger RNA, 612 nt
Organism: Durusdinium trenchii
Lineage: Eukaryota; Dinophyceae; Suessiales; Symbiodiniaceae
Source: the annotation of a GenBank genome assembly
AUGGAGCCCAUGGCAGAGCCCAGAGUUCGUGCUUUGGAGCCGGUCAGUGAACCAAUGACGAGCUCUCCGGCACGUGCACCGCUCACGGUGCCUCGCCCAGAGGUGUCUGUGCCCAUUCCUCGAUCUUACAGUCAAACAAAAGUGGCUCAUAACUUGGAGCCAAGAUUGUUAGCGCUGGAGCAGAAUGUUGGGAGGAACGCCGACCUUUGCGCCAAGAUCGAAGGCUUCUUCGAGCGUGUGACCGCCAGAGUAGAUGCCCUUGAAUCCAAACAACUUUCAAAGGACAUCCUUGUGGACCUACAAGAGAAAAUGCGCUCGAUUGAACAAGAAUGGGAGAAAGCCGAUUUCGUUCAGGUGGUGCAGAAGAUGGCAGAAACGUUCCAAGAGUGGAAGGAAACACACGAGGAGGCAAUGGAGACAAUGGCAAAAAAGAUCUCAGAAUGGAAGACAACAAUGGCGAAGCACAAGAAGCACAAGGAGGAGCUGGAUCGUACGGUGCUUCGCUUGAACGACAGGUUCGAGACCAUGACGAAAGAUUUCGUUUCCCUGAAGUCCAACGCUCUGACAUUCCAAGAUCAAACUAACCAGCAGAUCUUUGGUCUGUCGCGAUGA